AUGAUGCCUUCCCUCAUCAAGUUGCUCGUUCUAUUCACUGCCGUCAGUGUGGCUCUUGCGAACCCGUGGCCUCCAUCGGUUCAGUAAGUGGUCAUCGCUAUCAUCGUUAUCCGUAGUUAACAAGUUGCUGAUCACUCCAUCAAUCGAUUCAGAGAUUCCUGCAAUUGGCUCAAGGCAUGGUGCACGUCAGUAACCGAUGCCCCGAUCGCUUAUUAAUCGUCGUCUCGAUCGCGACGGCCUGGAAAGAGCGGAGCUGACGAGGAUCCCCUUUUUCCUUCAGCGAUUGUCAAAACUCGUCCUGUGGCAACAUCACCUCGCACAAGCAGUCAGUCAACUCCCCACCACCGCUGUUAUCGCCGUAUCCUAACAUCUCCUAUCACCCUUUUUCGUAUCGGAGCAGACAGAAAUUGUGCUUCAAAACGCACUGCGAAUCGCACCACCCGCACCACUACCCCCGUCCUUGCAAGCAGUGGCAAAUGGCGGACAAGUGCAUGCGCUCCUGUCAGUGGAAGAGGAGCUAUAACUUGACGCUUUCGUAAGUCCAAGUCGGGUUCAGGAGUCAUGGGGGUUUGGAUGAAGCUCAAUAAAUUGGUAUCAUUAGAUGGAACCCUUUCAUGAAUCAUGACAAGUGCAGACAUUGUUGCGAUAUGCAAGGUGGACCGACGGAGAAGAGGAUGCGUCGUUCGGGUUACUAG
This is a messenger RNA of Microbotryum saponariae, 695 nucleotides long. The record is from the annotation of a GenBank genome assembly. Lineage: Eukaryota; Fungi; Basidiomycota; Microbotryomycetes; Microbotryales; Microbotryaceae.